Fusarium keratoplasticum is the source of this 930-nucleotide messenger RNA. Its product is annotated as NmrA domain-containing protein. Lineage: Eukaryota; Fungi; Ascomycota; Sordariomycetes; Hypocreales; Nectriaceae. The coding region runs from base 1 to 930 and encodes 309 amino acids. The record is from RefSeq and is a predicted model, not a curated record. The transcript has 3 exons.
AUGUCCAAGCUCUUGACUGUCUUCGGUGCCACUGGCGCUCAGGGCGGCUCUGUCAUCCGGGCUGUUCUGGCCGACGACGUCCUUUCGAAGGAGUACAAGAUUCGAGGCAUCACCCGUGAUGUUUCCAAGCCUGCAGCGCAAGCCUUGGCCGGAAAGGGCGUCGAAGUCGUUGCGGCCGACAUGAGCUCCAAGGAGACGCUUACCGCUGCUCUGAAGGACUCCCACACUGUUUUCCUCGUUACUACCCCCGACUUCAUGUCCGCCGGUGGAAGCCAGGAGCUGCCCCAUGGCAAAAACGUUGCCGACGUUGCCUCUGACCUUGGUGUCAAGCACCUGAUCUAUUCAUCUCUCCUUCAUGUCACCGAGACCACUGGAGGGCGCCUUAAGCACGUUGUUCACUUUGACGACAAGGCCGAGGUGGAGCGGUACAUUCGCUCCAAGGGCAUCCCGAGCACCUUUGUUCUUCCGGGCUAUUUCAUGAGCAACUUUACCGCACUGCAGAUGAUCAAGAAGGGUGAUGACGGUGUUUACUCUCUCGCGUACCCGGUUGGCGACAAGGCCAAGUUCCCGCUUAUUGACACUCCAUCAGAUCUCGGCAAAUACGUCGUUGCUGCAAUCCGCAAGGAGCCCGAGGUUCUCGGCAAGCAGAUCCUCGCUGCUGCCGGCUACUACACGCCUACCCAGAUCGUUUCCGAGUUUGAGGAAGUGGUUGGGAAGCAGGCCCGCUUCGUGCCCAUUGAUGCCGCGACAUACAAGAGCUUUCUCCCCGAGCCGCUGGCUGACGAGAUGCUUGAGAACCAUCUUUUUAUUGAAGAGCCGGGUUACUACAAUGGUCGGGACCUCAAGGAAAGUCUGGACCUGUUGAGCAGUGUUGGACUUCAGCCCACGACCUGGAAGGGGUUUCUUGAGGCCCACAAGGCGGAGUUCUAA